AUGACGAUGGAUGGGACGAGCAUGCACGGGACAUCCAGCGCGGCAGAUGAGGGCGCGGACGACAAAAUGAAGGUGGUGGUGCGGCUCCGGCCGCUCCCAGAGGGCGGCAGCGCGGCGGUAGUGGCGGCGGACGAGGGCACGGUGGAGUUUGCGGGGGCAGCGGACGAGGCGCGGGCGUUCCGGUUCGACUACGUGUUUGGCACGGAUGCGCGGCAGGAGGAGGUGUUCGACUACGUCGCGGAGGAGAUGCUAGACCAGUUCUUCACGGGGUACAAUAGCACGAUCUUGGCGUACGGGCAGACGGGGUCGGGCAAGUCGUACACGAUGUUCGGGCCACCGGGGCACCGCGGCUUGAUUCCGCGGAUCUGCCAGCAGAUCUUCGAGCGCAUCGGGCUGCUCAAAAACUGCGCGGACAUCGAGUACGUGGUUUCUGUGUCCUUCUUGGAGAUAUACUUGGAGAAGGUGUACGACUUGCUAGGCGAGUCCAUUAACAAGGCGUCUUCGCCGAAGAAAAAUAGCGACAAGCGGGCCAGCUUGACGGUGCACGAGUCCAAUACGUUCGGGGUGUAUGUCGAGGGCGCGACGAUAGUAUCUGUGAGCGACGGCGACGAGUUGCUCAACUGUAUACACUUGGGCGAGGCGCAGAGGUACAAGGGGUCCACGGACAUGAACCUUGAGAGCUCGCGCUCGCACGCGAUUGUGAAGAUCAACCUACUGAAAAGAGACAACCUAGAGGGCAACAUCCAGAAAUCGGAUCUUUUCCUCGUUGACUUGGCUGGUUCCGAGAAAGUUGCGAAGACAAACGCGGUAGGCGCCACUCUAGAAGAGGCGAAGAAGAUCAAUCUGUCGCUUAGCUCGCUUGGCAACGUCAUCAACGCGCUCACGCAGAAGGAAAAACGUACACACAUUCCAUACCGCGAUUCGCAACUCACGCGAUUACUUCGGGACUCGUUAGGCGGGAAUAGCAAAACCACGCUUAUCCUAAACUGCGCAUGUGACAAGUCCAACGAGUCAGAGACAUUGACAACACUUAGGUUUGGUUCCCGCGCAAAGCAUAUAAAAAACAAGGCAAUUGUGAACAAGAGCGAUCUCUUCUUGAAGAAGAAACUAGAGCGAAAGAUAGCACAACUCGAGAAGAAAGAGCAGGACUACAAAACACGCAUCGAGCUGCUAGAACAUGAGGUCAAGGAGCUCCAAGCAACUGCUUCGCAUAGACCUCUGCCCGAAGAGGUCGACCUACUCGCAGAAAACACGAAACUAAGAGCCCAGGUUGACUCUCUAAAAGUAUUACUCAAUCCACGAACCGACAGUCUGGACACGGAACAGCACAUCUCAGUAGAUGACCUCCUCACAAAACUAAUGGAGAAAUGCGAGUUGGUAGUAGAACUACAGUCCAGGUUGGACGAUCAGGCCGAUAAGGAGAAGGCAUUAAAGAAACUGAUGACAGACCUGAAACACACAGAGGCACAGCUGGUGGAGAAAAACCACCAACUUGCAGAGCAGCUCGCUAUUGCCCAACUUGAUAACCUAAACCUCACAAACGAGAACAUGACACUCUCAAAGGACAUUGCCACUAUCCAUAGAAUAUCAAAGACCAGGGCAGAGCGCAUCCAGGUCUUGGAGUCCACCGUCAGAGAAUUGUCGGACAUGCGUCUUGGGAACGAUUUGUCACUUCCGUCAGCAUUUGAAGCCAUAAAGGAGGUCAAUGAACCUUCUUCAGCCCUCUCUCCAACGUCUUUGGGCUGGUGGGGCGUGUUUGGCCCAUCGCGAAGAUCCUCUACAGGCAGCGUCCACUCAGGAGGAUUGGCAAAGAUACCAAGCAACGAGACGAGGCGAUCCAGGAAAACGGGUUUCAAUCUACAUGUAGUAAAAGCGUCAGUUCCUCACGAAGCCGAGUCACUUGACUGA
Messenger RNA from Eremothecium gossypii ATCC 10895, 1908 nucleotides. RefSeq names its product Smy1p (gene SMY1). NCBI's taxonomy places the organism in Eukaryota, Fungi, Ascomycota, Saccharomycetes, Saccharomycetales, Saccharomycetaceae. Gene Ontology annotation, molecular function: ATP binding; microtubule binding; microtubule motor activity. Bases 1 to 1908 code for a protein of 635 amino acids. The transcript has a single exon. The record is from RefSeq and is marked provisional. Gene Ontology annotation, biological process: microtubule-based movement; mitotic spindle organization.